Messenger RNA from Scomber scombrus (Atlantic mackerel), 5874 nucleotides. Its product is annotated as microtubule cross-linking factor 1. Gene Ontology annotation, biological process: regulation of autophagy. NCBI's taxonomy places the organism in Eukaryota, Metazoa, Chordata, Actinopteri, Scombriformes, Scombridae. The record is from RefSeq and is a predicted model, not a curated record.
AUGGAGAGCUCCAAUGGCUCUGGCAGCGACACCAAACCGCAGAACCACCAUCUAGAGAAGAAGAGACUGAACCGAGCGCCUUCCCCGGCCAGACCUUUCCUCAAGGAUGUGCACUCCCGCUCCACCAAACCACCUGCCAUCGUCCCCAAAUCCCCCAAACUCAACAAGCAGCAGCAGCAUCAGUCUGCCACGGUGCCCUUACCCUAUCCGAACCGCUCCAGACGCACCAUAACCGGGUUGAAAGAGAAAUCAGCCACGGUUAAAAGUAACACCAAGUCUGCUGUCACGAAAAAGCCCACAAAGGUGCCCCAACAUGCAGCAGCCGAGCCCAAAGCUGCCAGCAUCAAACCGGACAGCACCAGCAGUCCGACCCUCGCCAAAGGCAAGAAGGGGAGACUAGGCUCGGGAUCUCCUGGCCCUGUCAGCCAUGGAUCCCCGAUCCGGGUACCGACCGGAGCGCCUCCCGGCCCGGUCAGCCAGACAGACAGCAGCUCAGAUCUGUCGGACUGUCCAUCCGAGCCGCUGUCUGACGAGCAGAGGCUUGCAGCGGCCGCUAGUAGCGACGCAGAGUCCGGUACCGGCUCCAGUGACCGGGAUCAGCUGGGAGCCGAUAAUCCCAUGUCUCAGGCUCAUCCUGCUCCGGGGACGCACGGAGAGAAACACAAGCAGGAGAAACCCUCAACAAGCGCACAAUUCAAACUGCCAGGCGCCAAGGAUGUAAGUGAGGAAGACCUGCUGCGGGAAAUUGAAGAUUUAAGAUCUGAAAACGACUACCUCAAGGAUGAAGUGGACGAGCUGCGGGCGGAGAUGGAGGAGAUGCGAGACAGCUACCUGGAGGAGGAGGUCUACCAGCUGCAGGAGCUGCGGAGGGAACUGGACCGCUCCAACAAGAACUGCCGCAUCCUCCAGUACCGACUGCGGAAGGCCGAGCAGAAGAGCCUGCGAGUCGCUCAGACCGGCCACGUGGACGGAGAGCUGCUGCGUAGUCUGGAGCAGGACCUGAAGGUGGCCAAAGAUGUGUCGGUGCGUUUGCACAACGAGCUGGAGAGCGUGGAGGACAAACGCAGCAGAGCCGAGGAUGAGAACGAGCUGCUCAGGCAAAAGAUCAUCGAGGUGGAGAUUUCCAAACAGGCGCUGCACAACGAGCUGGAGAGGACCAAAGAGACUGCACUGAGGAGACGAGGAAGCAGGGAAACAUUUAAAGACAAGAAAUCAUCAAGUCAGGAGGACAGUGCAGAUCUCAGGUGCCAGCUCCAGUUUUCUAAGGAGGAGUCCGGCCUGAUGAGGAAAAAGAUGGCGAAGCUGGGUCGGGAGAAGGAUGAACUGGAGCAGGAGCUGCAGAAGUACAAGUCAGUUUACGGGGACGUGGACAGUCCCCUUCCCCUGGCCGAGUGCUCCGGCGGGGGCCCUCAUACCACUCGAGAGGCCGAGCUGCGACUACGUCUCAAGCUGGUGGAGGAGGAGGCGAACAUCCUUGGAAGAAAGAUCGUGGAGCUGGAGGUGGAGAACCGCAGCCUGCGAGCAGAGAACGAUGACAUCCGCUGCCAGUAUGAAAGAGAUUGUUUUGGGCGGGAACCGUUCUCCAGCAUGCCGUCGUCGCCGUAUGGUGGUGAUGCUCUGGAGUCGGCCAGUGAGCUACGCCGCCAUCUCCAGUUUGUGGAGGAGGAGGCUGAGCUGCUUCGGCGCUCCAUCUCAGAGAUUGAGGACCACAACAGGCAACUGACCUCCGAGCUCAACCGCUUCAAGUUCGGCCCAAGCAGCAGCCCCGUUGGCGAGGAGGGCAGUGAAGGAGGACUGUUUAAACCCGGUAACGGGGGCAACGGUAAUGGCUCCAGCAGCGGGAUGAUGAUGGAGGAGCUGAAAUCAGCCAGGAUGCAGAUCAACGAGCUGAGUGGAAAGGUGAUGAAGCUGCAGUAUGAGAACCGUGUCCUCAUGUCCAACGUCCAGCGCUGUGACCUGGCCGCACACCUCGGCUUGCGCACCGUCAGCCCUCGAGACAGCGAUGCAGAGAGCGACGCAGGCCGACGGGAAGCCGCUGAAGAAGAGGAGGCAGGACGACUUCUUCUCCUCCACCCCAAGAGAGAGGGUCCCAUUGGGGGCGAGAGUGACUCAGAAGACCUGUUUGAGAAAACGACAACCACCUCAGGGUUCGGAAGCAUCAAACCUUCAGAUGGCAGCGAGCUCAGCGCCACUGAACUAGCCAACCGCAGGAGGGAAGAGCGGGAGUCGUUCACCAACGUGAAGCGAGAGGCGGAAAGGCUCGGGAAGACGGUCGACCGAUUGAUCACGGACACUGACAGUCUGAUCUUUGACGGCAGGCUGCUGGUGACGACAGGAGAGAGCGUGGACGUAGGGGCGGCAUCUGGAUCCAAACCAGACACCCAAGUCCUGGACACCAUCAACACACGCAUGAAGGCUUUCCGCACUGAGCUGCACAUCUUCAUGGAGAAGCUGGACCACGUAGGGGAAGGGCUGAGAGAAAGGACAGAUGAUUUGUCACCCAUGCCAAACCUCACAGAAUCCAGCAGCUUCCUGUCAACAGUCACCUCCAUGUCCCGUGACUCUCCCAUCGGCACCUUUGGAAGAGACCUGGUGACGGACUUCCAGUCCGGUCAGAGGGAUGAGCUGGAGUGGCGUCUAGGACAGGAGCGAGGCGUGGAGCCCCAGAGCCAGAGCCAGGGUGGGGGCCAGGCCCAGAGCAGGGGAGCCACUGGACUCACUAGGUACCACAGGCCCCUGGCUUUAAGAGCAGAGCUCCGGGACACGCCUGCUUCUGACAUCCAGUUUCGCCUGGAUCACGAACGAAGGCUGCGAGCGGCAACGGAGGAGCGGGAGACUGUAGUUUCACUUCCUCAGGAAGAUGAGCGUUUACGUCUGGAGGCCCAGCGUGGAGGUCUGGAGCUGCAGGGACUUCAGAGUCACGACGUGCCCUGGACUCAGGAGAGAGCCAUGCUGCAGCAAGAGGUCCGCCUCUUCAGACGCAACACCAUCAUCUUCUACAUGAAGCUCAGGUGGAUCCUCAUGCACUGGAGGCUCGGGCGCAAGGACGACUCCGGAGAGGAGGCGGUGCAUCCAGAGUUUGAAAAGUUGGAGGGCAUCCCAGAGUUGGGAGUGAUAAUGGAGCAGACGGAGGGGGAGUCAGAGAGAGACGACAGACUGUGUUUACCGCAAACUCCGGGGGACGUCCCUGAUCCCGGGCCCAUCUUCCCUCUGCCAUCACCCGAACGACACCUGCAGCAUCAAAGACAGUUCGGGGAGAACAGGCGAGUGUUGCAGGCCUUACGGACGCUGUUGGAGGAGUUUCGAGAGGAGCUGCGGGAGGAGGAGACGGGGCGAUGCCAACUGCUGCAGUCCUACGCCAAUGACAAAGCCGCCUGGGAGGUCAAGUGGGCAGAGAUGAAGUGCCAGGUCGCCAAGCUGGAAGAGGAGGUGCAGGACAAGGUGCGAGGUGAAGCGCAGGGAGAUGAAGGGGAGCCAGCAGCAGACCCGGAGUGGGCCUUCAAGCAGGAACGUGAGGAGCACCAACGCCUGCUGGCAGAGAGCCACAACACCUCCCUCGACCUCCGCUGGAAGCUGCAGCACGGAGAGAAGAGGUGGAGCCACGAGAGAACCGAGCUCCUGGACCGCUUCGACCGGGAACGACAGGAGUGGGACGGCAGCAUGAGGGAGCUCCACCGCAAGAUGGAGAGGAUGCAGAGAGAGCUGAACAGUCGGCGAGGAGAAGGCAUGGAUGUCAAAGACGGCAGCUUGAGCCACAGAGGUGGGUUUUCCCCUCAGGAUAGCCCCUGCAACGCCCCUCGGUCGCCUCGCUCCCCACGCUCCCCCUGUACAUCCACGCCUGUCCUGGUCCCCACUACACGCUCCCACUCUGACUCAGAAGCCAUGCUGGAGGACAAGGGGGCUGCGAUGAGACUGAAAGGCCCAACGGAAAACCUGUUCCUGGAUGCACUGACUCUGGACACCCUCAGUGGCCUGGACGUCCCUCCACCUUCCAGAAUGGAGACUGAGAAGAGGUUCCCCUGCAUGAAGGAGGCCUUGAAUGAGAUUUCAGAGAGAGAAGGUGAUCCUGCAGAAGAGGAGAUGGGUGGCGGGAGUCUGCUCAGAGCAAAGUCCGUGUGCUCCAUGAGCGACUUCCAGCGGUUAAUGGACAGCUCGCCGUUCCUCCCUGACAAGACCCGCCACGGUGACCAGGGCCAAGACGACGUCACCCCGCCCCUUUCUCCGGACGACCUCAAGUACAUCGAGGAGUUCAACAAUAAGGGCUGGGACUUCCCAUCAUCCACCUCUGGCCCAGGUCCUACUAGAGAGGCGUGGGCAGAGAAAACCUCCGAGGCCCGGGGAGGAGAGCCCGUUCCUGAUCCAUUCCAGCCAGCCUCCUGGUUCCUCACCACCAGCGCCACCCUGACCACCAGCACCCUGAGCAGCCCUGAGCACUGCCACAAGUCCCCGCUGAGGGGCAACGGAGCAGGGGCGGCAGGGUUGGGAGUGGAUCACUAUGGGGUGCACAUCCUCCACAGCCCCACCAGAACUGGGGCAGCUGAGCGCCCUGCUGCCCAAGACCCGGACUUCCUGUACGCAAAGGGGACCAAAGCCAGAGGUGGAGGAGAGGCGGGGGUGGGUGCCAGCGGGCCAGAUGAAGUGUUCAGCGGUGGGAGGUGGGCUUGUGGCCUUUUGGAGACUGGUGGGCUGAGGACUUCUCCUAGCCAGUCUCCUAUCUGCCCCACAGUAGGUUACGCCUCCUCUCUGGAGCUUCAGCUCUCCAGAAACUUGAGUGACGACAUGAAGGAGGUGGCCAUCUCCGUGAGGAACGCCAUCCGCUCUCCGCCAGGGCCCGUUGUCCGGGACUCCGCCUGCCAAACCAACGGUUUCACCACGCGAGGGACUCAGACCACCCAGACCAUCAGCGUGGGUCUGCAGACGGACCUGCUGAGGAACUUGACCAGCAGCCCUCACCGCUGCCUCACCCCGAAAGGUGGCAGCACGCCAAUCUCUUCUCCGUCGCGCAGCCUGAGGAAGGUUCAGUACUCUCCUGUCAUCCAGAGUAAGUUCGAGCGACCCUGCUGCUCGCCAAAGUACGGCUCACCCAAACUUCAGCGCAAACUGUCCUCAUCCAACAAGGCAGACCUGCCCAAUACGAGCCGUGCCCCCACCCCCACCACACCCCAGAAGGGCAACAGCGAGUCGGCGUGGGCCCGCUCCACCACCACUCGUGACAGCCCCGUCCACACCACCAUCAACGACGGCCUCUCCAGCCUCUUCAACAUCAUCGACCACACCCCCGUGGUCUUCGACUCCUUGCAGAAGUUCAACAAGUCCCCCAGUCGCUCUCGCCCCACGCCGCCCUCCACCACCGAGCCCAGCCCUGCUCACGGGGACACCAGGAACUCGCAGGAAUGCUUGCGGAUUGCUCGAGGGCGUUCACCCAGCCCCGUGCAGCUGAUAGUGGAGACGCAGGGGGACAAAAACCCAGAGGUGGUGAGCAUAAGGCAGGACCUGUCGGCUCCUCCGGGCUACACGCUGGCUGAAAACACAGCCCGCAUCCUCAAUAAGAAGCUGCAGGAACAGAGCUUUAGAGAUGAGAGGAGGCUGCAGGCUGGAGGACAGAGCGGCCACAGCAGAGACAGCAGCAGGCAGGCCGACUCAGAGAGAGGACAGUCUGGAUGUAUGGAGGACCUGCCUCGCUCUCCGGUGGCUCCGCCCUUGGACUCCAGGUUCCUGAGACCGGCCCGCCCGGCCAACAGAAGACCCCCCUCGCGCUGGGCCUCCCGCUCCCCUUCCUCCUCCCCUAAGUGGAGCGAGGCCUCAAAGAGGAGAUUCACCUUUCCGCCACCGGGUCAUUGGAAAACCAUCUUGGAGGGCGAGGAGCCGGCGUGA